CGGUGGCGGCUGAGCGGGGCCGGAGCGGGGCCGGGCGGCCCAUGGGGCCGGGCCUGGCUGCCCAUGGAGCCGCCACGCAGCUGUGGCGAUGGUGCGGAGGACGAGAAGAAGCCGCGGCGGCGGGGCGGCGGCGGCGGUGGCGGUGCGGACGCCGGGCCCUCCCAGCUGCGGCGGCGGAGCAGCGGCGGCGCGGCGGGCGCGGACAGCGCGGCGGGUCCGCAACCCCGCGAACGCGGCGGGUCCGUGAGCCGGCAGCGGCGGGACUCGGUCCGCAAGAACCGCCCGCUCUUCCCCUGGUUUGGCUUGGACAUCGGAGGCACCUUGGUCAAACUGGUUUAUUUUGAACCCAAGGACAUCACGGCCGAAGAGGAAGAGGAAGAAGUGGAAAACCUCAAAAGCAUCCGCAAAUACCUGACCUCCAACGUAGCCUAUGGCUCCACAGGCAUUCGGGAUGUGCACCUGGAGCUCAGGGAGCUCACGCUGUGUGGACGUAAAGGCAAUCUGCACUUUAUACGCUUUCCUACCCAUGACAUGCCUGCUUUUAUCCAAAUGGGAAGCGAAAAGCACUUCUCGAGCCUCCACACCACCUUAUGUGCCACGGGAGGUGGAGCGUACAAAUUUGAGCAGGACUUUCGCACAAUGGGUGACCUUGAGCUGUGCAAGCUGGAUGAGCUGGACUGCCUCGUUAAAGGAGUGCUGUACAUUGACUCUGUGGGCUUCAAUGGACACUCUGAGUGUUACUAUUUUGAGAACCCCACGGAUGCUGAGAGGUGCCAGAAGCUUCCAUUCAACCUGGAGAAUCCCUAUCCUCUCCUCCUGGUGAACAUUGGCUCAGGGGUCAGCAUUUUGGCUGUCUAUUCCAAAGACAACUAUAAACGGGUAACAGGCACCAGCCUUGGAGGGGGAACCUUCUUUGGCCUCUGCUGCCUUCUGACAGGCUGCUCCACCUUUGAGGAGGCCCUGGAGAUGGCAUCCCACGGGGACAGCACCAAGGUGGACAAACUGGUCAGGGACAUCUACGGAGGAGACUACGAGCGCUUCGGGCUGCCAGGCUGGGCUGUGGCAUCCAGCUUUGGAAACAUGAUGAGCAAGGAGAAGAGGGAAUCUGUCAGCAAGGAGGACCUGGCCAGGGCCACUUUAAUCACCAUCACCAACAACAUCGGCUCCAUAGCACGGAUGUGUGCCCUUAACGAGAACAUCAACCGUGUGGUGUUCGUGGGCAACUUCCUUCGGAUCAACACCAUCUCCAUGAGGCUCCUGGCCUAUGCCCUGGACUACUGGUCAAAGGGACAGUUAAAAGCACUUUUCUUGGAACAUGAGGGUUACUUUGGUGCAGUGGGAGCUCUCCUGGGACUGCUGGACUCAGCCUGACUGUGCAGGAUCUGUGUUGGACCUGUGGAUUCAGGGCACUCCCUGGGCCACUGAGCCCCUGGUUUGGGGGUCACUGAGCCCCUGGUUCGUGUCACAGCCCCCACUGAGACUGUUCCACUGUGGGGGCAGCCUGGGGAUGGGUGUCUGGAAGAGUUGGAAUCCAUCUGGGAUUACAGCACAGGUUUGUUCCAGAGGAUGUGAUUGGAAUACACUGGCUGGACCUGGGGGUGUAUGGGAAGGUCUGGGGGGCAUUUCAGUCACAUGGAAUUGCCCUUUUUAGGGGAGUUCUUUUAGUUUUACUCCAUGUUUAAUGACGGUGACAAAGCAGAGCAGGGGUGCUCUGCUCCUUCUGCUGGGAUCCCUCGGAGUGCCAAGUGCCCAGGUCAGUUCUGUGCUCACAAUCACAAUCAGAGGUUCUCCAGGUGCUGGGAAAUGCUCUGGGAAAGGGGAAGAGCAUCAGCACAGCCCUGGUGUGUGUGUAACCAACUCCAUAUGGCCCCACUGGAUCCACACUGGGACACAGCUGUGCUGUCACCAGUUUGUCUGUCCCUGUUCCACAUGUCCUUGUGUCUGUCCCAGGGAUGGAAGGUACAGCACAGCACGGCUCUGUGCCUCAGGGUGAGUCCCAUUGCAGCCUCCAGCCCUCCUGCACCUCCUCAGCACCCUCUGGGGUGGGGUCAGGGGUGUCAGCCUGCCUCCAGCCUUGAGACCUAGAUUUGAGGGUGGAAUAGGGAUAUUUGUUUGUUUGUCUGGGGUUUUCUCUCUGUUACCAAAGAGACACUUCCUUCAGUCACACUUGGAUCUCUGUAAUAUUCCAUGUUACAUUUUCCAUGGCUGCACUCCUGUCAUUUUGGGGGAAUUCUCCCCUUUCCAUGCAUGCUGUACUCCCUCUUUUCCCUGUGCAUGCUGCCACACAGCCUGUGAGCAGGAUACUGCAGAGUGGAGCCCCUGUGGAAGUUGCACCCUGGGGAUGGGGGCUUGGAAUGGAUCCUGCACGCUCAAUAAAUGCUCUCUAAAAGCAACAA
Molecule: messenger RNA, 2396 nt
Organism: Agelaius phoeniceus (red-winged blackbird)
Lineage: Eukaryota; Metazoa; Chordata; Aves; Passeriformes; Icteridae
Gene: PANK2
Product: pantothenate kinase 2
Biological process (GO): coenzyme A biosynthetic process
Cellular component (GO): cytosol; nucleus
Molecular function (GO): ATP binding; pantothenate kinase activity
Source: RefSeq, a predicted model, not a curated record